Messenger RNA from Schistosoma turkestanicum, 2136 nucleotides. Lineage: Eukaryota; Metazoa; Platyhelminthes; Trematoda; Strigeidida; Schistosomatidae. The record is from the annotation of a GenBank genome assembly.
AUGUUCAUACUACUUGGUAAAGCAAACAAAGAAACUAAUUUUUGGCAUAGUUUCGAGUAUUUGCCCUAUUCAACAAUUCUAUCUAACAAAUCAAACUAUGCACAAUUGCAGAGAGAUAAAACAAUUUCAUCACAAUCGAAUAAUUUAACCAGUACAAAUGAAUUAUCGCAUGCUUUAAAAAAUAAUUUAACUUAUCAAAACACACAGUCGAAUGAUACAUUGCUUGAAACUAAACCUAAUGAAAGUGCCAAUUGUUUUUCAUUUAUUUCACAACGUUUAUCCUCGGAUAAUCGAUCUUAUUUAUAUGGAGGAAAUAAUCCGAAAAGAAUUUGUGAACUGGAUCCGAAAAAGUACUCGUAUAAACGUCGAAAAUCACUAGCUAUAAUACAUGGGCUUGGAUUUCGUGGACGGAAAUUUCAAAAGAAUAAUUCAUCCAAACUUAAUCGACAAAUUAAGAAUUUCAGCGUUAAAAAUGUACCAGAAUAUAAAAUACAAAAAUUAACUAAAUCAAGCUUUGUUCUUUUACACUAUGGUCUUUUUCACAUUAUCUGGGAUUGGUUACUUUUGAUAUUAACAUUUUAUAUUGCAUUUAUUGUACCGUAUAAUGUAACAUUUGAAAGUCAUUCAACUCAUUCUGGUCGAUGCAGAAUUAUUGAUCUGAUGGUAGAAAUCUUUCUAAUUAUCGAUGUGAUAUUGAAUUUUCACACAACCUAUGUGAAUAAAAGUGGUCAAAUUGUGAAUGAUCGUCAUUUAAUUGCAAAACAUUAUGCUAAAGGAUGGUUAAUUUUAGAUUUAUUAGCUGCGCUACCAGUUGAUUUUAUAUUGAUUUUUUUUCAAAGUACAUCCAUACUCAAUUUAGAAGAUGUAAACAUCAACACGAAUUUAAUUGAAGCAUAUCAUGUUGUCAAUGUUUCAAUGAAUGAAACACAAAAAGAACAUUAUUUAUAUCGUUCGAAUGAUGAGAAAUUCGAAACAAGACCAAUAGUGAAAUUUAAUUUGAUAUCUUUGUUACAAAUGAUGAAACUUGCAAGACUUUUACGUUUAGCUCGUCUUAUACAAAAAAUUAUUAGAUUAUCACAAUACAGUGUUAUUGUAUUAGGAUUAUUAAUGUUUAGUUUUGCAUUAGUUGCACAUUGGUGUGCAUGUAUUUGGUAUAUUAUUGGUUUAUAUGAAAUUGACGGGUCCGAUAUUGGUUGGUUGGAAGAUUUAGCCAGACGAUUACGAUCUCCUUUUCAUUUGAAUAGAUCCGGUGGACCUACAGAAGGAUCUAAAUAUUUUACUGCAUUAUAUUUCACAUGUAGCAGUUUAACAUCUGUUGGGUUUGGUAAUGUUUCAGCUAAUACAACCAAUGAGAAAAUAUUCGCUAUUUGUAUCAUGCUACUUGGAGCUCUUAUGCAUGCUGCAGUAUUUGGCAAUGUCACUGCUAUUAUACAACGUAUGUAUGCACGUCGAACAAUAUUUCAAUCGAAAGUUCAAGAUUUAAAAGAAUUCAUUGAAGUUUAUCGAAUACCCAAAACACUUAAAAGUAGAAUGGAAGAUUUCUUUCAAACAACAUGGGCUAUUAAUCGUGGUAUCGAUGUAUCUGAAGUGUUGAAAAUUUAUCCAGAAGAAUUACAAGGUGAUAUUUAUUUACAUUUAAACCGUGAAGUACUUGGUUUGAAAGUAUUUGAAAAAGCUAGUCGUGAUUGUUUAAAAUCGUUAGCUAUUAAUUUUAAGCUAACAUUUUGUACACCUGGUGAAUAUCUAAUACAAACUGGAGAUAUUUUACGUCGUUUAUAUUUUGUAUCGAAUGGAUCAUUGGAAGUAUUGGAAACGGAUGAAGUGGUUGCUUUACUUGGUAAAAACGACUGGUUCGGUGCAUUUAUCGAAACUGAUAUAACAACAAACACUACACUGAAUAAUCUAUCCUCAUCAACAACAACAACAACAACAUCAUCAUCAUUUCCAAUUAUACGUUCACGUUGUGAUGUAAAAUCACUGACCUACUGUGAUCUACAUUAUAUCGAUUUGAUUACAUUAAGUGAAAUAUUAAAUCAACAUCCACGUUUUAAAGCUGAAUUAAAAAGUUAUUUAUAUGAAGAUUUAUCAUUUAAUAUACAAGAAGGAGCUGUAAGUGUUAAACUAUAUUUUGAAUGA